Schistosoma rodhaini is the source of this 1023-nucleotide messenger RNA. Lineage: Eukaryota; Metazoa; Platyhelminthes; Trematoda; Strigeidida; Schistosomatidae. The record is from the annotation of a GenBank genome assembly.
UUUUUUUGCAUUUUGUGUUGUAGAGCGGGUUGUCAAGGACGAACCGGUGAUGACGUUCGUCACAAGUUCAGGUAACAUUGUUGAUAGGCAACCAUGGGGUAUACGUUACUUUAAACAAUUACUGCUCAAUCUUUUCAACAUCAUUUGUCUGUUUAUUCAGACACUCUUACCUUUAGACCUUUUUCGCCAGAAAACAUCUAAUCAAAGAAAUUCAUGGGAUGGAAGACCACCUCGGCCACCUGGACGUUUUGGUGGAUUCGGAGGCUGUAGAGGUGCUCCAAGUGCUCCACCAAUGGCUGGUGGAGGAUGAGGUUAAACAGUCUUUGGAAUUAAUAGUUGUCAAUUGCAAAUUCCAAAGACUGUGAAUCAAAUAAUUUGUUUUCGAACCUUUAAAUUCUAUUUUGGUAUAUGACGGUUGUUUGGAAAAUCUCGUCUGCAGAUCUAGACAACUUGAUGACCAACAUUAGUUUCUUUGUAAAAAUCCUUAUCAAUCAAUCUAAUUUUUAUUUUUACAAUAAACAUCGCUUCUUUAUUUUCCAAAAACUUACGUAUUUCGUGUUUUUUUUCACGGUUGAUUCAUUACUAAUGCAAAAUAAUAUAUUUUAUCAGGGAAAUUAUUAGUUUCUUAACUGAUUGGUAAAUUGCAGUUUACUAUUCAAAAUCUCGUUGAUUUCAGAAGAAUAAUAGUCUUAUUUUCGAUUCAGUUGAUGUACUUUGUUCGACUUGAGCUGGUAAAGAAAUACACUUGUAUGUAGCGCUAGUUUCGAAUCGAUUUGAUAUCUAUCACUGACUGGUAUAUUAGGUAUCAUUUUAGUUUGUCGAUUUUGGAGGUCGAAGCAAUAGAUUUUCAAUUCGCAGGUUCUGUGUUCAACACACUUUUGGCUAUCUUUGUGGCAUCUGUAACUCAUGUAAAUCGAUUAUGCCUCUGAAGCUAAGCAAAUAAAUAUGUGCUUGGUAAGUCACGAUUCACGGAAACUGGAUCGACUCAAAAUAUUGAAGACCUGCUUCAGUCUGGGCACCUGG